CGGUAAUCCCAGAAAAAUGCGGAAGGGGGUGGGAGGUGACAUCACAGGGAGUGCCCGCCUUCUGGGGAAUUAGCAGAGGCAGAACGGCCCGACUGUCAGACCCGGCAAACCCCGGCUGGAGGAACCGUUUCGGGCCUCCAGGCGCGCCCCGGGUCCGGAGGUGGCUUUCGCGCAUCCCUGCCCGGGGGAAGCUCCUUGGUGUUUGGUGGGUGUCGGUGGCAGAUACCAAGGCCAGCCACGCUUGGUACUAAGACACUACAAAGCCCCGCAGGCUGGGGAGGCCCGGAGCUCCGCCAGCCCGCAGGUGGCAGCGCCAGGCUCCGCCCCUCCCUCCCUAAAAGACCGCCUAGCCGCCAGGCCAGGCUGCGUCUCCGCCUCCGCCGGCGGGGACCAAACCCCUUCGGCCGUCGCGCAGCCGCCCACGGGGCCCGGAGCCGCGAUGUUCCCCCGGGAGUCGAAGUGGAACAUCUCGUUCGCAGGCUGCGGGUUCCUCGGCGUCUACCACAUCGGCGUGGCCUCCUGUCUCCGCGAGCACACGCCCUUCCUGGUGGCCAACGCCACGCACAUCUAUGGCGCCUCAGCCGGCGCCCUCACGGCCACGGCGCUCGUCACCGGGGCCUGCCUGGGUGAGGCAGGUGCCAACAUCAUUGAGGUGUCCAAGGAGGCCCGGAAGCGGUUCCUAGGCCCCCUGCACCCUUCCUUCAACAUGGUGAAGACCAUCCGGAGCUGCCUGCAGAAGACACUGCCUGAUGACUGCUAUGAGCGUGCCAGUGGGCGGCUGGGCAUCUCCCUGACCCGGGUGUCGGAUGGUGAGAAUGUCAUCAUCUCCCACUUCAACUCCAAGGACGAGCUCAUCCAGGCCAAUGUCUGCAGCACCUUCAUCCCUGUAUACUGUGGGCUUAUCCCUCCCUCCCUCCAAGGGGUGCGCUAUGUGGACGGAGGCAUUUCAGACAACGUGCCUCUGUAUGAGCUCAAGAACACCAUCACUGUGUCCCCGUUCUCUGGAGAGAGUGACAUCUGUCCCCAGGACAGCUCCACCAACAUCCAUGAACUUCGGGUCACCAACACCAGCAUCCAGUUCAACUUGCGAAACCUCUACCGCCUCUCCAAGGCCCUCUUCCCGCCAGAGCCCACGGUACUUAGGGAGAUGUGCAAGCAGGGCUACAGAGACAGCCUGCGCUUCCUGAGGCGGAAUGGCCUCCUGAACCGGCCCAACCCCCUCCUGGUGCUGCCCCCGAUCGAAGGCCCCAAGGAGGAAGACACAGAAGAGGCCAGCGGGGGUGUGGGGAGGAGUGGUGCUGAGGAGCUGCAGCUUCCUCCCAUUGAGGACCACAUCCUGGAGCACCUGCCUACGAGGCUCAACGAGGGUUCCAAUCUCCUGCCUGCAGCCCUGCUGGAGGCCUGUGUGGAGCCCAGGGACUUGAUGACCACAUUGUCCAAUAUGCUGCCAGUGCGGCUGGCCACAGCCAUGAUGGUGCCUUACACCCUGCCACUGGAGAGUGCUGUGUCCUUCACCAUCCGCCUGCUGGAGUGGCUGCCUGAUGUGCCUGAGGACAUCCAGUGGAUGAAGGAACAGACAGGCAGCAUCUGCCAGUACUUGGUGAUGCGUGCCAAGAGGAAACUGGGCCGUCACCUACCCUCCAGGCUGUCUGAGCCUGAAGAGCUGCGCCGCACUCGGUCACUCCCCUCCGUGCCGCUGUCCUGUGCCAGCUACCGGGAGGCUCUGCCCAGCUGGGUGCGCAGCAACCUUUUGUUGGGUGACGCACUGGCCAAGUGGGAGGAGUGCCAACGCCAGCUGCUGCUGGGUCUUUUCUGCACCAACGUGGCCUUCCCACCAGAUGCCCUGCGCAUGCGAACACCCGUAGAUCACCCCACACCUGUGGACCCCAUGGCCAUGGACCCCACCCCUGCCCAGCACCCUCCAGGUCUGCCCCCACGCUGAGUGCCCUGUGCCUGCCAGGCUGGGCCCCACAGCCUCCUGUGCAGGAACUGCUGGCUGGAUCCCACCCCAGCCUCCCUGGUGACCCAGUGUGGAGUGAGGACUGAGACCUUUCAUGCUACAUAGAGGGCGCUCUAGUGUGUACCCCAACCCCUUGCUUGCUGCCCCUGCCUGAGUAGGGAGCUCCAGUCAUUCGUACCUUAGACCCCUCCCCUGCCAGCCCCUCCCUGCACAGACUCCUCUUGAGAACCUUGCACCUGCACUGCCCUUCUGUGUUUCUUGUUUUGCUGAAUAAUAUGUGUGAAGAAUUAUUUAUUUUUGCCAAAGUGUAUGUAAUAAAAUGCCACAGCUCAA
Molecule: messenger RNA, 2293 nt
Organism: Cavia porcellus (domestic guinea pig)
Lineage: Eukaryota; Metazoa; Chordata; Mammalia; Rodentia; Caviidae
Gene: Pnpla2
Product: patatin like phospholipase domain containing 2
Exons: 11
Coding region: 440-1942 (500 amino acids)
Biological process (GO): triglyceride catabolic process; positive regulation of triglyceride catabolic process; lipid homeostasis
Cellular component (GO): lipid droplet; membrane; cytoplasm
Molecular function (GO): triacylglycerol lipase activity
Source: RefSeq, a predicted model, not a curated record